Mastomys coucha (southern multimammate mouse) is the source of this 555-nucleotide messenger RNA. RefSeq names its product olfactory receptor 11H4-like. The transcript is spliced from 2 exons. Gene Ontology annotation, molecular function: olfactory receptor activity; G protein-coupled receptor activity. The record is from RefSeq and is a predicted model, not a curated record. Gene Ontology annotation, biological process: G protein-coupled receptor signaling pathway. Lineage: Eukaryota; Metazoa; Chordata; Mammalia; Rodentia; Muridae. Gene Ontology annotation, cellular component: membrane. Bases 13 to 555 code for a protein of 180 amino acids.
UAUUUAGAAUUCAUGAACAGAUCAUCAACACAUGUAACUGAAUUUGUUCUCUUGGGAUUCCCUGGUUCCUGGAAGACACAAAUUUUCCUCUUUGUGUUGUUUUUGAUGUUUUAUAUCUUGACCUUGUUGGGAAAUGGAGCCAUUGUCUGUGCAGUAAGAUGUGACUCACGUCUACAUACCCCCAUGUACUUCCUCCUGGGAAAUUUUGCCUUCCUUGAAAUCUGGUAUGUUUCCUCCACCAUUCCAAACAUACUAACCAACAUUCUGUCUAAGACCAAGGCCAUCUCAUUUUCAGGGUGCUUCCUGCAGUUCUAUUUCGCCUUUUCUACCUGUGGUUCCCAUUUAGUGGUCGUGUCACUGUUCUAUGGGACAGUAAUGGUAAUGUAUGUGAGUCCUACAUAUGGCAUUCCAACUCUGAUGCAGAAGAUCCUUAUACUUGUAUACUCUGUAAUGACUCCUCUCUUUAAUCCUCUGAUUUAUAGCCUUCGUAACAAGGACAUGAAACUUGCUCUGAGAAAUGUUCUGUUAGGAAUGAGAAUUGUCAAAGCUAUAUGA